Molecule: messenger RNA, 789 nt
Organism: Oryza brachyantha (malo sina)
Lineage: Eukaryota; Viridiplantae; Streptophyta; Magnoliopsida; Poales; Poaceae
Product: SKP1-like protein 11
Exons: 1
Coding region: 71-583 (170 amino acids)
Biological process (GO): SCF-dependent proteasomal ubiquitin-dependent protein catabolic process
Cellular component (GO): nucleus; cytoplasm
Molecular function (GO): cullin family protein binding
Source: RefSeq, a predicted model, not a curated record
CGCAUCCGCCGCGAGCGCUAGGUACUCGGUGAAAGGCGAAGAGUUAGGUUUCUGCGAGCGAGAGCGAGUGAUGCCGGCGGGGAGCGGAGAUGAGGUGCCGGCGGAGGGGAGCGUCGGCGGCAGGAUGUUCACCCUUGAGAGCAAUGACGACGAGCUGAUCAAGGUGAGGGACGCGUCGGCGAGGCUGUCCGACACCCUCGGGGAACUGAUCGAGGUCGCCAGCGCCGUCGACAUCAUCCCGCUCCCCGAGGUCGACUCCAAGACGCUCAAGACGCUGAUCGAGUACUGCGACAGGCACGCCGACGACAAGUCCGACACCGACGAGGAGAAAAAGGAACUCAGGAAGUGGGACGAGGCCUUCGUCGGCGAGCUGGACAAGGACCGGGACGCCCUCCUCGACGUCGUCAUGGCCUCCAGCUACUUGAACAUCAGCGGGCUCCUCGACAUCACUUGCCAGAAGGUCGCCGGCACGCUCAAGGGCAAGACACCCGAGGAGAUGCCCGCGGCCUUCAACAUCGAGAACGACUUCACCGAGGAGGACUUGGAGGAGAUCCGCCAGGAGAACGAGAGGGCCUUCCAGUAGUACUCACUUCUCUCUCAACCCCUAGAUCAUAGUGUCCUCGUCUUGUAAUAAUGGUGGUUCUCUCGUAGUUGCGUGGUGUGUUCGCUGCUGGAUUCAGAUCGAAUCGGCUUGCCUUCAGUUCGUGCAUCCUCUCCAAGGAGAACAGAUUCGUCUGUCUCGUUGAAUGUUUUGAACUGCUGGAUCGCUUGCAUGGAGUGAAUAUUUUG